AACACGAACAGUGUGACGUCUCCCCGCUGUUCAAACAGACCCGGGAAAAAACUGUGAGUGAACACAGACGGAGCGCAGCAUCAGAACCGGAGCCGCUCACCGUCUGUCCGUCAUGGUUCAGGAGUUUCAUGUCGUCAGGUGUUUCACCUGUCAGAGCUUCCAAGUGCAACAGGUGAAGAAGGUGAACAAGUGGAGCUGUAAACUGUGUGGAGUCAAACAGUCGCUGCUGAAGGAGUUUGGGCGGGGCUCCGGGGCCGACUGCAGACGUCAUGUGCAGAAACUGAACGCCAUGAGAGGAGCCAGGAUGGAGGAGCAGGAGCAACACGCCUGGUCGCUAUGGGAGCAGGUGGAGGCAGAAGGAGAGUGUGAGGAGGAGUACGACCAGGUGAGCCAGACUCAGGUGAGCCGCUGGAGCAAGUACCUGGACACACCUGAAGAGGCGGAGCCAGAAGAGGAAGAGGAGAGUGUUUUGAUGGACAGGCAGCAGCUCCAUGGCAUCAACAUGACUAACAGGAAGAGAAAGAGAAGAGAAGGAUGGACAGAUGAAGGAGGAAAGCACAGCUGGACACCUGAACAGCCACACUGUUCCAGUAUGAAGAAACCUGUGAGAUCUUCAGCCACAAACACCAGUCCAAACCCCACUAGUCUGAACCACCCAAGAGAAAACCACACCAGAACUACCAGUCUGAACUCCCCCAGUCUGAACCACACCAGAUCUACCAGUCUGAACCACCCAAGAGAAAACCACACCAGAUCUACCAGUCUGAACCACCCAAGAGAAAGCCACACCAGAACUACCAGUCUGAACUCCCCCAGUCUGAACCACACCAGAUCUACCAGUCUGAACCACCCAAGAGAAAGCCACACCAGAACUAUCAGUCUGAACUCCCCCAGUCUGAACCACACCAGUCCUUCCAGGAAGAAGAGCAUUAAUCCUCCCAGUGUGAGUACUGGUCCUGUGUCCAGGUGGGCUCAAUUCCUCAGUUCUGACUGUCAGGUAGAGGAGGAGCCUUCAGCCAGUGGGUGGAGUCAGACAGUGGUUGGGGCUGCCCCUCUGUCCUGUAACAACACUAUCAAUGAGGCCCCACCCUUUACCAGGCCCCGCCCCCUACUUCCUGCGUCCUCCAUGUUUGAGAGUGGCGACGACUUCAGCUUUGAUGAGUUCUAAACAGACUGAACAGAUGAUUGAUAUUCUGUUGACGGACUUAUCCAUUCAUCAGCCAUUGGUUUAUAUAUGAUACAGUGUGUUAGUCAGACGUCAGAGACCUGCAGAGUGUUUAAGUUUUUGUGUAAAAAAUAUGAAUAAAAAUGUUUUUAAAAAGUA
Epinephelus moara (kelp grouper) is the source of this 1324-nucleotide messenger RNA. RefSeq names its product MRN complex interacting protein (gene mrnip). Gene Ontology annotation, molecular function: chromatin binding. Gene Ontology annotation, biological process: mitotic G2 DNA damage checkpoint signaling. The record is from RefSeq and is a predicted model, not a curated record. The coding region runs from base 113 to 1168 and encodes 351 amino acids. The transcript has 7 exons. NCBI's taxonomy places the organism in Eukaryota, Metazoa, Chordata, Actinopteri, Perciformes, Serranidae. Gene Ontology annotation, cellular component: nucleus.